Molecule: messenger RNA, 1184 nt
Organism: Cariama cristata (Red-legged seriema)
Lineage: Eukaryota; Metazoa; Chordata; Aves; Cariamiformes; Cariamidae
Product: seizure 6-like protein
Exons: 7
Biological process (GO): synapse maturation
Cellular component (GO): neuronal cell body; endoplasmic reticulum
Source: RefSeq, a predicted model, not a curated record
UUCUCUGCAGUAUGAGCUUCCACGACCCCGAGGGCUACAUCGACUCCACAGACUACCCCCCGCUGCCCCUGCACAGCUACCUGGAGUGCACCUACAACGUCACCGUCUACACGGGCUACGGCGUCGAGCUCCAGGUGAAGAGCGUGAACCUGUCGGACGGGGAAGUGCUCUCCAUCCGUGGGGUGGACGGCGAUGCCUUGGUGGUCCUGGCCAACCAGACCCUGCUGGUGGAGGGCCAGGUGAUCCGCAGCCCCACCAACACCAUCUCCGUCUACUUCCGUACCUUCCAGGAUGAGGUGGUGGGGACCUUCCAGCUCCACUACCAGGUGUUUAUGCUGAGCUGCAGCUUUCCACGAAGACCUGACUUCGGAGACGUCACCGUGAUGGAUUUGCACUCGGGUGGAAUUGCUCAUUUUCACUGUCACCUGGGCUACGAGCUGCAGGGUCCCAGGGUCCUUACGUGCAUCAAUGCAUCGAGGCCGCACUGGAGCAGCCCCGAGCCAAUCUGCUCAGCACCCUGGGGCGGGACGAUCCACAAUGCCACCAUCGGCCGCGUCCUCUCGCCCAGCUACACGGGGAACCAGUCGAGCAGCAUGUACUGCGUGUGGGCAAUCGGGGCUCCCCUGGGCCAGAAGCUACACCUACACUUCGAGAAACUCCUGCUGACCGAGAAGGACAGGAUGGUGGUGUACAGCGGGGACACGAACCAGUCCGCCAUCCUCUACGACUCGCUGCGUGCCGACAGCGUGCCCUUCGAAGGGGUCAUCAGCGACGGCUCCUCCAUCAGAAUCGACUUUCUUGCGGAGGAGCCCGCGGCCGCCACGGCUUUCAACAUACGCUUCGAAGCCUUCGAGCGGGGUCACUGCUACGAGCCCUACAUCCAGAACGGGAACUUCACCACCUCUGAUCCCACCUACAACCUGGGCACCACCGUGGAGUUCACGUGUGACCCCGGGCAUUCCCUGGAGCAGGGCCCUGCUGUCAUCGAGUGCGUCAACAUGCGGGACCCGUACUGGAAUGACACGGAGCCGCUGUGCCGAGCCACGUGUGGGGGGGAGCUGACUGCUGUGGCCGGGGUGAUCCUGUCCCCCAACUGGCCAGAGCCCUAUGCGGAGGGGGAGGACUGCAUCUGGAGGGUCCACGUCGGCGAGGAGAAGCGGCUCUUCCUGGACAUCCAGCUGUGA